Molecule: messenger RNA, 985 nt
Organism: Vigna radiata var. radiata (mung bean)
Lineage: Eukaryota; Viridiplantae; Streptophyta; Magnoliopsida; Fabales; Fabaceae
Product: auxin-binding protein ABP19a-like
Exons: 1
Coding region: 43-675 (210 amino acids)
Cellular component (GO): cell wall
Molecular function (GO): manganese ion binding
Source: RefSeq, a predicted model, not a curated record
AAUAGAACUAAAUCUCUCACACAGACAAACCUAUCAAGAAGAAUGAAGAUAGUUCUGGGCAUCUUCUUUUGUUUAUCACUGCUCUCUCUCUCCCACGCUUCUGUGGUAGAUUUCUGUGUGGCAGAUUACACAGCUCCCAAUGGCCCUGCAGGCUACUCAUGCAAGAAGCCUGCACACGUGACAGUGAAUGACUUUGUCUACUCUGGCCUUGGCACUGCUGGCAACACCUCAAACAUCAUCAAAGCUGCAGUGACUCCAGCAUUUGAUGCUCAGUUUCCUGGUGUCAAUGGCCUUGGCAUUUCUGUUGCACGUUUGGACUUGGCACCCGAUGGGGUUAUCCCACUCCACACACACCCUGGAGCCUCAGAACUGUUGGUUGUUGUAGAGGGUCAAAUCUGUGCUGGAUUCGUUGAUUCCGGCAACAAUGUGUACCUCAAAACCCUCGAAAAGGGUGACAUCAUGGUGUUCCCUCAGGGCUUGCUGCACUUCCAAAUCAACUCUGGUAAGUCUCAGGCUUUAGCUUUUGUGAGCUUCAGCAGUGCCAACCCUGGCCUCCAGAUUCUCGACUUUGCUUUGUUCAAGAGUGACUUCCCCACUGAACUCAUCACCCAAACCACUUUCAUUGAUGCUGCUGUGGUCAAGAAGCUCAAGGGUGUUCUUGGAGGAUCAGGUUAAAUUCAAGUCUUACGGAUUUGUCCAUGAAAAAAUCUAGGAGUAUGUACUCAAGGGUUUCUGUCAUUUUUGUUAAAUUUAAUUAUUUCUGUGAUUUUCGUUUAGGAUCUAGCGUCCUUGCAUGCAUGUAAAAGCAUGCACGAGGUUCUUCUUCUUUAGCAGGUUUUGUUAACCAGACCAGCAGUGAUUUGGUUUCGGUUAUAUUGUUAGUUUCUUCUUGUCAAGUCAAGUAAUUAAGCUUCUUUGAGGCUGAUCACUACCAACUUCAGAAAUUUCUGCUACAAGAUCAAUAAAUGUUUGAUAUUUUCUGCCA